Messenger RNA from Trematomus bernacchii (emerald rockcod), 1186 nucleotides. Its product is annotated as N-acetyllactosaminide alpha-1,3-galactosyltransferase-like. Gene Ontology annotation, cellular component: Golgi apparatus; vesicle; membrane. Gene Ontology annotation, biological process: carbohydrate metabolic process. Gene Ontology annotation, molecular function: hexosyltransferase activity. The transcript is spliced from 5 exons. Lineage: Eukaryota; Metazoa; Chordata; Actinopteri; Perciformes; Nototheniidae. The record is from RefSeq and is a predicted model, not a curated record. Bases 65 to 1078 code for a protein of 337 amino acids.
CUGCCACGUUCUUUCACAAGAGAGUUCACCUUCUACUGAGCCUUGACCCCAGCGUUUUUCAACAAUGGGACAUCUUCAGAGGAUGAGGAGUGUUUUGAAAUGUGUGCUCUUUGUUCCCAUCACACUCUGUGCGAUCUACGUAAUACCUCCAUCUGUAAAACUUUUAAUUGGCUUCAUGCCUAUGGAGAAAUGCCAUUUGGAAAGUGCAAAGAUGCUGAAUCUGGACAGCAGUGUGGACGCCAGCCUCAACCUCCAGUCCAGACCUGACGUGCUAACCUGUACAUAUUGGAAAGCUGCCAUCAUCUGGGAAGGGAUGUUUGACCCCCGCCUCUAUGACGAGAUGCACAAGAUGAAAGGAUCCUCUGUGGCUCUAACAGUCUUUGCUGUGGGCAGAUACCUUGAUGCUUACCUACACACAUUCCUGAACUCAUCCGAGCAACACUUUAUGGUGGGUUUGCCCGUGACCUACUACGUGUUUACGGACAUGCCAGAGAAGGUGCCUAACAUCAAGUUGUCUCCUCUGAGAAGCAUGAAGGUGAUCAAAGUGGAGAAGAACUCCAGGUGGCAGGACGUCUCUAUGAUGCGAAUGAAGAGCAUAUCAGAUGUGAUAGAGUCUGAUAUUCGCCACCACUGCACGCACGUCUUCUGCUUUGAUGUGGAUCAGGUAUUUACCGGGAGAUUUGGAUCAGAGGCUCUUGGGGAUUCAGUGGCUCUGCUCCACGCCCACUACUACCGCCUUCCAAAGCAUUUGUACACCUACGACCGCAACCCAAACUCCAAGGCGUACAUGGAAACUGGGGAUUAUUACUACCACGCUGCCAUCUUCGGAGGCUCAUGGAAGAAUGUGAAAGCGUUGACCGAGGCCUGCUAUCAGGGCAUCAUGGAAGACAAACAGAACAAUGUGGAGGCUCUAUGGCACGAUGAGAGCCAUCUGAACAAGUACAUGCUGCUCCACAAACCCAGCAAGGUUCUCUCUCCAGAGUACUGCUGGGAUACCAGCAUCGGUUUCAGGAGGGACAUACAAGUCACCCGAUUACUGUGGGCACCAAAAUAUUAUGACACACUUCGCACACCUUAAAAACUUGACAAAUGCUAACAAAUGUAAUGUCUCAGGUUCUCGUGCUCCCUGGCUCCAUUUUGUUCUCUCAGGAAUUAAUUUGCAGAUCUGCAAGUAUUUUCAUAAUGG